UCAAUUCACCGUUCUUUCAUCAUUUGAUCUAUCCCUUUCCAGUAGGUCCCAUACGGCUGACCACUUCCUCCCUUCUGAUUAAACACCUGAAAUGGCUUUAAAUGGUAAAAUCGCCGUAGUGACCGGAGCAGCCCAGGGGAUAGGAAGAGCAAUAACAGAGUUGCUCCUGCAAAACGGUGCUAAGGUUGCCCUCUUGGAUGCAAAUAAAACUAAUGGGGAGAGUUUGAAGGAAGUCCUGGACAAACUGUUCGGAGAACAGACUACUCUCUUCCUACACUGUAAUGUUGAAUCAGAAGAGCAAAUCAAAGCUGCCUUUCAGAAAACUCUGGGGACGUUUGGCAGAAUAGACAUCCUGUGCAACAACGCUGGCAUCUUGAAUGAAGAAGAGUGGGAGAAAACUAUCUCCAUAAACCUUGCCGCUGUUGUCAGGACGACCUACAUGGCUCUGGAGCACAUGAACAAGAUGACUGGAGGUCAGGGAGGGGUCAUCGUCAACACUGCAUCCAUGGCAGGUCUGGGUCCUCUAAAAUGCUGUCCAGUCUAUACAGCCACCAAACAUGGAGUGGUCGGCUUCACUCGAGCCAUGGCCGCUGCUUCUACUGCCGCAGGCUACGGUAUACGAUUCAACGCCAUUUGCCCAGGUUUGGUCAAAACUGAAAUGCUGUCCAGUCUGUCGAACAAAUUGGGACAAUUUUCCCACCUAGCCGAAGAAACCAAUACAAUAAUUGCAGACAAAAAGAUGUUGAAUGUGACUGAGGUAGCUGAUUGCCUCCUCGAGCUUGUGACAGAUGAGACUAAGAAUGGAGAGGCCUUACAAGUUAGAUGCAAUGGAAAGAAAUACAUGACAUUCCCUGUUUUUACCUAAAAGGUAAUAAGAUAACAGACGGACCAACAAACCCGCUGACUGACCUGUAAUGUUUCACACUACUCUAAUCUGCUUAAAAAUGUUUCAUCAUGUUAUAGUAAUUGCAAAUAAUCGCUUCCGUUGUACCAGUAAAAUGAUCUGUUAAAUCCUUCUUCACAUCUGAUCAUCUAGAAUAUAAAAUGGGUUUUUUAAAUUGUUUUAAAUGUAUAGUCGAUGGAUGGAUGGAUAGUCUAUAAAAAAAAUAACAACCUUAUGUUAUUAAUAAAUGAAUGAAACCUUACAUAACUUUGUUUUACAGUAAUUUGCUCACUGAAAUAUCUUCAAGAUGCAAAGUUUUGCUUGUUUGGGCUUUGCCGUCUGACUCGAUUUCAACAUUUUGCAUAAAUAUUUAAGGCAGCAUACUUAAAAGUGGUUUUAAAAGAGGUAAUGCCUCAUAUUAAUGCCACAUGUAAUCUGUCCACUCAUUCCUUUUGCUAUCGUGUUAAUGCGUGUUUGUUCUCCCCGUAAACAGACCCAGGAAAUAUAAGCAAAUAGUUUUUAAACAUAAAUUAUUUAUUAUACAUCUAUUUGAACACA
Eleginops maclovinus (Patagonian blennie) is the source of this 1441-nucleotide messenger RNA. RefSeq names its product 15-hydroxyprostaglandin dehydrogenase [NAD(+)]-like. Gene Ontology annotation, molecular function: oxidoreductase activity, acting on the CH-OH group of donors, NAD or NADP as acceptor. The record is from RefSeq and is a predicted model, not a curated record. NCBI's taxonomy places the organism in Eukaryota, Metazoa, Chordata, Actinopteri, Perciformes, Eleginopidae. Gene Ontology annotation, cellular component: cytoplasm. Bases 92 to 865 code for a protein of 257 amino acids. The transcript is spliced from 7 exons.